Molecule: messenger RNA, 1412 nt
Organism: Ilyonectria robusta
Lineage: Eukaryota; Fungi; Ascomycota; Sordariomycetes; Hypocreales; Nectriaceae
Product: N2227-like protein-domain-containing protein
Exons: 4
Coding region: 1-1365 (454 amino acids)
Molecular function (GO): S-adenosylmethionine-dependent methyltransferase activity
Source: RefSeq, a predicted model, not a curated record
AUGUUUUGGCCGCUCGUCUUCACCCCAUUCUUGGCCAUCUCAGCAGCCAGCGAAGCGGGUAGAAUCCAGACUCUCUCACAUGAGGGUGAACCAGACCUGGCCUCAAUGGCUUUGGACGGGGAAGAGCUGACAGAUCAUCUCAACUCCCUGGUUGAGUUCCACGAAGUCAUCGUCACCAUUGAGCAAAUUACUGGCGCCCCCACCACUACUCGUCAUACACAAGAAAAGAGCAAAUUGCUCAGCAGUCUUGCUAGACCUAGAGGCUCCUUGCCAACUAACCAUCCGAGGCAUCGUCUCCUCGAUGCCCUCCAUGGAUUCACCAGAUACCAAGAGCGCCAAAAGACAGAGCUCGAUCGACUGAAAGGUCUCUACAAACAUGUUUCGAAAGCUCAGAAAUCGUUGCUAGAGCACCAUGUCAAGUACUCCCAGAAGUUCAACCGCAUCAACCACAUUCUAUCACAAAACCAGGCGCUCUGUGACCGUAUCGUCGAAAAUGCACUUAGAUUCUACGAAAUUGGAACUGAAGAGCUCCAAAAGCACAUCAAAAACACCGAAAGUACUGGGAAGAAAGCAGACAAAAUUGCAGUCUCGCAGUCCCUGAAACACAUUGUGCGUGAUUGGACAAAACCUGGAGCACAUGAGCGAGAUGGGCCUUUCCAAUGUCUUCUGAAAACUUUGGAGCAAAUGUUCCCGGGCCGAGAUUCAACCUCGGCUCCUAUCAAAGCACUCCUGCCAGGGGCUGGGUUGGGAAGACUUGGAUACGAUAUUGCCAACCUCGGAGGAUUCGACGUUACACUCAACGAGUGGUCCAUGUAUAUGAACGUGGCCUACCGUUUCCUGGAAUCCCACCGAGCCCGGCACACCGAAUCCCUCCACCCCUUCAUCGACGGAUGGUCGCACCACGCAACAGAAGCCGAUAUGCACCGGAAACUAUCCUUCCCAGACGUGGACAUCAACGCCAGCUCUGUGGUGAUGGUAGAGGGCGACUUCACCACAGCCUUCCAAAACCAGGCGGGAAACUACGAUGUCGUCGUGACGUACUUCUUCAUCGACACGGCGCGGAAUCUGAUGAGCUACUUCGACACCAUCAAGAAGGUGUUGAAACCAGGUGGUUACUGGAUCAACCUAGGUCCGCUUCUAUACGGCACAGGCCCGUUUGUUCAGCUGUCUCUGGAAGAGAUUGUGUUGGUCACCGAGGCGAUGGGAUUUCAAUACCUCGACACUGACGAAUCAUGUGGAGAUUUGACGUUGCCCGAUAGAAAGGUCAGGGGAAUGGAGGGUAUAUACGGCUUUGAUGAUAGGGCUCUGACUAAGAGUGCGUAUAAUGCCCAAUUUUGGGUCGCAAGGAGGUCCGAAAAGAUAUGAGGACUAAAGAUAUAUGAGAGGUGUUUGAUAUGUAAUACACACAUGGC